Messenger RNA from Porites evermanni, 5188 nucleotides. The record is from the annotation of a GenBank genome assembly. Lineage: Eukaryota; Metazoa; Cnidaria; Anthozoa; Scleractinia; Poritidae.
GUUAACCACUUGUUGCGGCGUCUGUUGCUGCUUUGUUCUCAAGAGUUCAAGGAAAAUAUUUACAAAACACAGCUGAAAAAUAUGGAGGACUUUCACAAACGGUACACUAGAAUAUGUAGGGAACAACAUACGUACCCGUUAGAUGCUGUUUUAAAUCACAUUCGGCGUUAUUUGGAUAGCGGAUUGUCUGGCGAAGAGAUCGUGAAUGAUGCAGAGGAGAUGGCGAAGUUAGAUCUUUCUGGUUACAACCUAACACCAGACGAUUGUAACGCCUUAGCUACGGCACUUGCAGAUGAUCUAUUCUUUGAAGAGCUCAAUCUUUCCGACUGUUUGCUUAGUGAGGAAUCAAGCAAAAUACUUCUUCGCGGUUUGAUGGACAACCAAGCUAUCAAAAGAUUGAGUUUGAAAGGCAACAACAUUCGUUCGGGAGCUGCAGAAAUGUUAGGACAGUUUCUCAAGAAAAAUACCUGUGUUCGAAGCCUUCUUGUUGAAUGGAACGCGCUUGGUUUGUGGGACAGUGGAAUGAGGGCUAUUUGCGAGGGUCUGGCGAUAAAUCAAGUGUUGUUGUUCCUUGAUUUGAGAAACAAUCAGAUCACACAUGAAGGGGCUAAUCAUCUCGCUGUAGCAUUGAAAAGAAACCAUUGUUUAAGAGGCCUGGAUUUGAGAUGGAAUAACAUUGGUCUUCUUGGGGGAAGAGAGCUGCUGGAAGCCUUAAAAUAUAACAAAAGACUUGUAGGAUUAGAACUAACAGGUAAAAAUAAUAUACGUGCGAGGCUGCUGCCCAAAAAAUUUUUUUGGGAACCUUUCGGUCUGAUAACCUAAAAUAAAAAGUUAGCAGCCCGAGCCACAUUUCUAGGAGCCCAUUGUUCAAUAAAAUUUUAAUUAAAAAUAUAAGUAAGCAGAUGCUCGAAACUUGAUUCACGAGUCUCGAAACUCGAGUUGUUUGAGUUUCGGAUUUCCAGAAAAGUGCUUGUUUGCUUACUUUUAUCAGUGGAAAAUUUUUGCCUAAGGUCGAUGAAGACACAUUUAAUGUUUUCAUUUCAAAUUACAAAAUGAGCAGGGAAUUCUGUCAUUCGUUAAUGGGAAGUAGGCAUAGAGGCUAUUGCCAUAAGAAUCAUUUAGGCAUCCGUGCAGGCUCCUUGUUUAAAAUUUUAGUCGCCCGUGAGCAAAUUGAAGGAGCCUCUGGCAACCGGGCGCCAGUUAGGCAGCAACCAGGACAUGUACAGGGAAUUAUACACCACUCCCCUCUACCACCACCGGUAUUGGCAGCCAGGUGUCACUGUCAGCGUGCAAAGAAAGUUGUGUCCGAUAGCCCGGGGCCAGUGGAUUUUGCUAUCGGGCUAGUGACUUUUGUUCUUCACUUGCCCAACGGGCAAGGGCUGUUUUUGGGGGAAAUUCAAAUUACAGAAGGAUUGUAAUCAAUCCUGCUAAUCAAAAAGCCAGGUUUUGGGGCUAGUUGAAAUGAAUUGAGGGCUAGUACAUGCUAGCUACAACUUGUCCGAAUGGCAGGCUGUAAAACUGACUUUCUUUGCACCCUGCACUAUACAGUCAACCUCCGUUAUUACGGACACUAAGGGGGCCAUAGAAAGUGUCAGAAUUAAUGGGCUGUGCGUAUUAAGUGGGUCAUGUUAAAAACGCUCCUUUUAAUAUAACAAAAUACUAAAGAAAUGUAUUAACAGGACAUAAGCAUUGUCAAAUUUAUUACAGCACACAGUGUCCGCAUUAGCAAAGUUGACUUUCUAUGAGAAUCUGUUCAUUGGGCAUGAAACAAGUGUCCUUUGUCCACAUGAACUGGUGUCAGUAUUAAUCAGAGGUUGAAUUUAGAAAAAAUCUAUGGGCUUUGCACAAGGACACUGCAAACUAUCUGUAAUAAUUAAUGAGGUGUCUAUAUUAAGUGGGUGUCUGGUAAGAGCAUUUUGACUGUACCAUAUCUUUUAGCUGCAAUUUUUUCAGAAGGGAUAUUUGACAUUACUAGGAGACUGAACUCUGAGUUUUUACGUUGGUUUUUUUUCCACAGAAUAAGAUCAUUUUAUUCCCUUUGUAGCAAAAUUUAAUAAUUCAAAUAAUUUUACAGUAAGUCAUAGUUAACAUAAUGUCAAUUUUAUGACAUUAAUUUUAUCUUUUACAGGUAACAACAUUCCUCAUGAUAUUGUCAAUGCUUUGUCUGUUGCCAUUCAACAGAACAGUGACAGACAGGUAACAUUUGAGGAGCACAGGCAAAAGACUGAAGCUUUAACAAGAGAAUUAGAAAUGGCUCAGGAACGUAAACAACAAGAGGUAUGAAUCCAUCUGUUCAAGAUCAUUUUGCACAGAACAAUGAUAUCAUAAUAAUUAUGAUAUUAUUUUAUUUAUUAUUACCUGUUGUCUGGUUGAUUGUCGCCAAGAACAGUACUAUUUGUUCAUGAAAUCUACGACAAUGUUUCCACAACCUUGACUAAAGUUAUUGUCAGAGUCAAACACCGAUGAUAUUUGCAAAUGGUUUUCUUGUUGCUGUUGUUUUUAACUUUUUCUCAAACUCAUUAAUAACUGGUAAAGAAAAUUGAAAGGAAAUAAAUGUUUAAUAAGUGUUUGGAAAUCAGAUGAAAAACUGCUGAUUUUUGCAUCCUUAAUUUCUCCUGCUAAAAUCAUUUUGUUUGAGAAGUAAUAUCAAGCAUUUGACUCAGUGUUUCAUCACCAGAUGAAACACCUCGAAAAUUGUCAAAAAUACUUGCUGGCAUCGUAUUUUCAACUCUCUUCUUGGUGUUUGAUCUGGUGAUGAAACACGGCGUCUCAUGCUUGAUAUAUUACUUGAAAGUCUUUCACUAAGGAAAAUAAAAUUUAAUGUUUUCUUCCUAAUUGAAGUGGAGCACUUAAUGCUUUGUUUUUGGCAAGGAGACCUCAACAAACCACCAGACUUGCGGGUUGUCAGUUGUCAGAAACUGUUAGUGAAAUUGCAUGUUAGUCACCUUAAUGAGUGCCUCUACCAAUUUUUUCUUGAGAAAGGGAAUUUUUUAGAAACUUUUAAGGCUAAAUUUUUUUUUCACGCACCUGUUCUGCUGAUCGUGAAAUUGACAGGCUCAUAUGUGAUGUCAUAAGAGAAAUUAAUUCAGGAACUGAUUAUUGGGAUUUUAUGCAUGCCUAUUCCUUUUCUUAGAGUCACCAGUGUUGUUGCGUCUAAUUAUAAUGCAUCUCACCGACACAUGGUUGAUUAAUUAUUCUGGAAUUUCUUUUGUUUGCAGGUUUCAAGUUUAAGAGAAGAAAUUGACAAGCAGAGAUCAAGUCAUGAACUUCUGACAAGAAGCACACAAAAUCAGAUAGAUCAUUUAAAGUCAGCGUUGGAAGAACGAAAAGCAGCAUUUGAUUCUUUGUCAUCAAAACUCUCGUCCGCUGANAUCAGAUGAAAAACUGCUGAUUUUUGCAUCCUUAAUUUCUCCUGCUAAAAUCAUUUUGUUUGAGAAGUAAUAUCAAGCAUUUGACUCAGUGUUUCAUCACCAGAUGAAACACCUCGAAAAUUGUCAAAAAUACUUGCUGGCAUCGUAUUUUCAACUCUCUUCUUGGUGUUUGAUCUGGUGAUGAAACACGGCGUCUCAUGCUUGAUAUAUUACUUGAAAGUCUUUCACUAAGGAAAAUAAAAUUUAAUGUUUUCUUCCUAAUUGAAGUGGAGCACUUAAUGCUUUGUUUUUGGCAAGGAGACCUCAACAAACCACCAGACUUGCGGGUUGUCAGUUGUCAGAAACUGUUAGUGAAAUUGCAUGUUAGUCACCUUAAUGAGUGCCUCUACCAAUUUUUUCUUGAGAAAGGGAAUUUUUUAGAAACUUUUAAGGCUAAAUUUUUUUUUCACGCACCUGUUCUGCUGAUCGUGAAAUUGACAGGCUCAUAUGUGAUGUCAUAAGAGAAAUUAAUUCAGGAACUGAUUAUUGGGAUUUUAUGCAUGCCUAUUCCUUUUCUUAGAGUCACCAGUGUUGUUGCGUCUAAUUAUAAUGCAUCUCACCGACACAUGGUUGAUUAAUUAUUCUGGAAUUUCUUUUGUUUGCAGGUUUCAAGUUUAAGAGAAGAAAUUGACAAGCAGAGAUCAAGUCAUGAACUUCUGACAAGAAGCACACAAAAUCAGAUAGAUCAUUUAAAGUCAGCGUUGGAAGAACGAAAAGCAGCAUUUGAUUCUUUGUCAUCAAAACUCUCGUCCGCUGAGUCUGAAUUGCUUCUUUCAAAGAAAACCAUCUCUGAACAAAAAGUUGUUGUAAAGAAGUUGGGCACUGAACUGCAAGACGAAAAAGAACAGAAGGCCAUGGCAGAAAAACAGCAAAAAAAGAAAUAUAACGAGGUGCUGGAGAAAAACCAAGAGCUAGAAAACAUCAUCAGUGUCCUUGAGCGAAAAAACAAGAGCUUGGAGAAUAAGAUACGGUCUUUAGAAGAGGAUAUGGAGAGAAUGGAAAGACAGUUUGCUGAGAGAGGAAAAGCUAGUGAUCAAAAAUUUCAGGAAGAACUCCUCAGCACAGAAAACAGGCUGCAAAAAGAACUGAAUCAACUGCAGCAAAAGGCUUUAGAAUAUCGAGAAGCUUCAAGGGAGAAAGUGAAGAAGUUAGAGGAAGAUAAGACUGCUUUUGAAGAGGAAAUAAGCAGCUUGAAAUCUCAGUUAGUCUCUCUAAAACUGACAUCAGAUGAGGAACUAAGGAAUACCAAAACAAGAUUAAAGCAGGAGGAAAUAACUCGGUCAAGGCAAUAUGAUGAACAUAUUUCCCAGGUUCAAGCUGCACAGAAUGAGCUACAAAUACAGAGUACAAAACAGCUGGCACAAAUCACAGAUUUGCAGUCACAGCUUAACACAGUAAACAGAGAUAAUGAGGCUUCUAAGAGACAACUGGAAACACUUAAACAACAGCUAGAGCGCAGGGAUGCAGAUUAUAGGAAUGAAGUUAGUCGAUCAAGAAUUGAACUUGAUUCGGAGAGAAAGACACAGGCUGAGCUAAGAGACAAGAUUUCUGACUUAGAGGAUAAAAUCUCUGAUAUGUCCCGAAAACACAAGGAUGCUAUCUCAUUGAAAGAUAAUCAGUUGGAGCUGUUAAAUGAGCAACUGAGAGCCAAAGAAAAUGACAUCAAAAGAAUUCAUGAUGAAGAAAUGAAGAGGGCAGAACUUUUGGAGAAAGCGAUUUAUAGUUAUGUGUCAAGCACAAAAAAUGCCUCUCGACCUGGCUCACCAUACAGAACUUAG